UUGAGGUGUUAUCAGCUUGAGAAGAUGAGGACUCUGACGCUGUUCGUUUCGGCGCUGGCAGUGGCCGCGGCCGCCGAUAGGGUUAUCUUCUGCUACCUGGGCAGCUGGGCGACCUACCGGUCUGGGAACGGCAAGUUCGAGGCGGAGAACAUCCAGCCCGACCUCUGCACGCACCUGGUGUACGCCUUCGUCGGGAUCUCCACCUCGGGCGAGGUGGUGCUGCUCGACGCGUUCAACGACCUCGCCGACAACUACGGCAGGAACGCGAUGGCCCGCUGCCAGAAGCUCAAGACCCAGAACCUCAACCUCAAGGUCCUCGUUGCCAUCGGCGGCUGGAACGAGGGCUCCGAGAGGUACUCGGCGGUCGUGAACAACGACACCUUGCGCGCCGUCUUCGUCGACAGCAUAGUGAACUUCACGGCGGGCUACGGCUUCGACGGCUUCGACAUCGACUGGGAGUACCCGGGGCUGCGCGGCGGCGCGCCCACGGACAAGGCCGCCUUCGCGCAGCUGCUGAAGGAGCUGAGGCCGCGCUUCACCGAGAAGGACCUGGUGCUGACGGCGGCCGUCGGCGCCGGCAAGACCACCGUCGACGCCGCCUACGACGUGCCGAGUCUCUCCGAGCACCUGGACUACAUCAACGUGAUGACCUACGACUUACACGGCUCGUGGGACGGCGUGACGGGGCAGAACGCGCCGCUGUACCCCAGCGCGAUCGACGCCGACCUCACCCUCAACGUGGACGCGGCGAUCAGGUACUGGGUGUCGCUGGGCGCCAGCCCGGCCAAGCUCGUGCUGGGCAUGGCCACCUACGGCCGGACCUUCACUCUGACGAGCUCCGCCGUCAACGGCCUGGGGGCUCCCGCGUCCGUCGGCGGCACCGCCGGCAAGUACACCGCCACCGCGGGCACCCUCGGCUACAACGAGCUCUGCGAGCUGAACCUCACGUCGCCGUGGACCGUCGUGUGGGACGACGUGCAGAAGGUGCCAUACGCUCACUCGGGCGACCAGUGGAUCGGCUACGACGACGUCCGCUCGCUGGCCAUCAAGAGCGAGUACAUCCUGAACAACAGCCUGGCCGGGGGGAUGAUCUGGAGCCUGGAGACGGACGACUUCCUGGGGCUGUGCCACGGGUACAAGUUCCCGCUGCUGAGCGCCAUCAACCGAGUGUUGAACGGCGGCGGGAACUCCCCGGGCAACAGCACCACCAGUAGCACCACCGCCAGCACCACCACCACCACCACCACAACCACAACCACCACCACCACGGCAUCUCCCGCCAACACCACCUCCCAGGGCUCAACCGGCGCGAGCGACGCCUCGGCGCUAUGCAGCGCAGAGGGGUUCGUGCGCGACCCCAGCAACUGCCAGGUCUUCUACCAGUGCCAGCUGGUGAACGGCGCGUUCGUGGCGCACAAGUUCACGUGCCAGGACUCGCUCUUGUUCGACACGACCUCGAACACUUGCAACUUCGCCGCGCAGGUGACGUGCUGACUAGGCGGCCCUUGCAUGCUGGUGAUAGUUUAUUUUAUCAAUUCGUUUGCACAUACAUUCAAUUUAUAAUAAUUGUAAUAUUGUUCAAUUGGUUAGAACUUUGUGUGUAUAUAUAUAUAUGUAUAAAUGUUUAAUAUAUUCAAUAUAUUUUGAACUAAAAGAUAGAGGAACUUGAAUGUUGUGCAGUCGGUAACAGUAAAAGCUGUAGAAGAAUUCACAUAGUUUUUUUCAGAUUAUCUUUCAUGCACAAUAGUUGGAGACAUGAUUAUUUCGAAAAUUCACUUCAGGCGAGAUUGAACUUUCCUUUAUAUUGUCAAUACACUUUAAAAACAUUUUAUUACUGUCUGAGGGUCGUCAAUACGAAUACUGUAGUUCAAUCAUAAACGUGUAGUAGAUGUAUACGUGCUUAAAAUCUACUUUUCUGCCCGGUGAACACGCGAAAAUAAUAUUUGCUCCGACAACAAUCCUCGCUAAGCUAGAAAGAUCGCAAGUCAAUUCCACUGAAGGAGAAAGAAAAUUUUCACGUCUUGCCUUGGGAAUGGCAGCGUAAAUUUUUAAUGAGUAAAUAAGUACUUCUAUUAAGCAAACAUCUAUGAACCCCUCCGCUGUAAAAAUUUGGUUAUCUGCUUUCUAAGUAAACGAAAAUACAGACUUCUCUUUUAGCGAAAUUUACGUUUUCCGCGCGUGCUUUAUCUUGUGUAAUUUUCACGAGUAGGUACAUCUGAAGAAAAAAAAAACCGACUAGAUUUCAAAAACCAGUAAAUUUGAUCUAAUUUCGCCAAAAGGCUGGAGGUUACCUGGUAGUUUUAAGAUGGAGUUUAAGCUACAGGUAAGCCAGUUAUACAUAAAAAUAACCAAUUACGAGCAAGCCAUUCAAUACUGGUAAUGAAGUCAGUAGCGAAUGAGAAAAAGAUACAUGCUCGAGUUUUCGGAGUCCAACAUGAAAGACAAUGAAUCCUGCGAAAUUUACCAUCCCAUCUUAAUGACCAUUUGCGACGUGACCAUUGCUUUGCAAAUUAAUGAAUUUUAGUAUUUAAGGUUCAUUUUCUGUGAACAUAUUCGACAAAUUUCCUUACAAGUAAAGGAACUUAAUGAGAAUAAAGUUUGUAGAUUUUUCUUUGUAUCUAAUAAUUUACUGAUGUCCAUUUUUUUUUGUAGAAAUGCAGUAAAAACAUUUGUUGCAAAAGUUUUAUCCACAGUUUGGAAACAUAUUUUUCCUGGAAUAUUUUUAUUUUAUCUAUCUGUAAGUAGUAUUUCAUUAAGUUAACUGUUAACAACAUUUAGUUAUUUGGAUUUUUAUUUUUUAUUUUACCAAACCGAAUAACUGAAUUGUUUUUCAUUAUUGUAUUCUAAGUGAGUUAACAAUGUAACAACUUUCCAUCUAUUUAAUGGUUGUAACUCAUGUAUGUAUUUUUUUAUAAUUUUUUUAGAAAUAUAUUGUUUCAAUCUAUUAAAUAUUGUCACAUGUUUUGUGAAUAUUGGUCGUAAAAUCAUGUUUUAUUUAUUUUUAAAUUAUAACUUAAUUAUUCCAUAGUAGAUAUUGGUCUUCACUCAAUACAAUCUAAAAAUAUUUAGUUUUUUUGGUGGAUAUUGUUGGCAUAAAUGUUUUUAUACAACACUGUGAAUCAAAAGAGUUCCUUGUUUCCGCUCUUUACUAAAAUUAUUUCGUGAGACAUUAAGAAAAGUAGGAAUAUUAUUUAAGUGAGCCUUGAUAUGUAGUUGAAUCGUAAUGUGAAGAAAGAAAUCAUUAAAUGGUCUUUU
This is a messenger RNA of Bacillus rossius redtenbacheri, 3255 nucleotides long. RefSeq names its product chitinase-like protein 3. NCBI's taxonomy places the organism in Eukaryota, Metazoa, Arthropoda, Insecta, Phasmatodea, Bacillidae. The record is from RefSeq and is a predicted model, not a curated record. The transcript has a single exon. Gene Ontology annotation, biological process: chitin catabolic process; carbohydrate metabolic process. Bases 25 to 1494 code for a protein of 489 amino acids. Gene Ontology annotation, cellular component: extracellular region. Gene Ontology annotation, molecular function: chitin binding; chitinase activity.